Molecule: messenger RNA, 1573 nt
Organism: Cynara cardunculus var. scolymus (artichoke)
Lineage: Eukaryota; Viridiplantae; Streptophyta; Magnoliopsida; Asterales; Asteraceae
Product: NAC domain-containing protein 100-like
Exons: 4
Coding region: 129-1205 (358 amino acids)
Biological process (GO): regulation of DNA-templated transcription
Molecular function (GO): DNA binding
Source: RefSeq, a predicted model, not a curated record
UUAAGGGCUUGGAGUCCUCCAUUUUCAUCUUUUUUCUUGAAACAUCCCAGUCUUUCAGUUGCAGGUUUUAUCGAAAAAGUUGUGAACUUUUUGAGUUGAAAAAGGGGGGUUUCAGGUUUGGAUUUUAGAUGAUGGAGGAUUUCUGUAUCUCUGGGGUUGUAAAGGAAGAUGAUCAGAUGGAUUUGCCACCUGGGUUUCGAUUUCAUCCUACUGAUGAAGAAUUGAUCACCCAUUAUUUAUCGAAUAAAGUUGUUGACUGCAAGUUCUCAGCUCGAGCAAUCGGAGAAGUUGAUAUGAACAGGAUUGAGCCAUGGGAGCUGCCAAGGUUGGCGAAAAUGGGUGAAAAAGAAUGGUAUUUCUUCUGUGUUAGGGAUAAGAAAUAUCCCACCGGAAUGAGGACGAACAGAGCAACUGCCGGUGGGUAUUGGAAAGCUACCGGAAAAGAUAAGGAGAUUUUCCGGCGAAAGUUGCUGGUCGGAAUGAAGAAAACCUUGGUUUUCUACAAGGGAAGAGCUCCAAAAGGGGAAAAAACGAACUGGGUUGUUCAUGAAUAUAGAUUAGAAGGUAAAUCCGGCCAAAAACUAUCGAGAUCAACAAAGAAUGAGUGGGUGAUUUGUCGUGUGUUUCACAAGAACUCCGGCGGAAAUAAAGUCCAAAUUUCAGGGUUGACGAGGAUGAAUUCCGGUGGCAAUGAACUGCUUCCGGCUUCUUUGCCACCAUUGAUGGACUCUCCGGUGGCGGCAUCCGGCGGCAAGAUAUCAAAACCGACCUUAUCGGAACCACUUCAUGUGCCCUGCUUCUCCAAUCCGAUCGAUAUCCAAAAGAAAUCCAUGAUCAACGGGUAUCUCAAGACUGCUGAUUUCACUUUCGCUUCAAACUUGGACCACUGGAGGAUCAGAAACCUGUGUUCCACCGGCGAAUCUGUUCAUCAAAUCAAAACCAACUUCCAGUUCCCACAAAGCUCGACAUUUCCGGCCAACGAUCAAGCACUAAUGAGAGGCUUGAUAGAGAAUUACGGUCAAAACAUGAAACUGGAACGAGAUAUGGUUACAGGUUCGCAAGAUACAGGGCUGAGCACCGAGAUGAACACCGAAAUCUCAUCAGUCAUGUCGAAUCUUGAAAUGGGUACGAGGAGAUUUGAAGAACAAGAAACCCCAUUAACAUCAAUCGGAGCAAUUGAUAUGGAUUGCUUUUGGAAUUACUGAAAUUCAUCUGAUAAUUAAUUACAAGAAUUACCAAAAGAAGACGAAGAUGAUGACAGAAACUCAUGAUCUUCUUGAAAAAGAUUGAUUACGCCAAGAAUUUUCUGAUGCUUGAGUAGAAUAAAGGCUUUAUAUUUCAGAUUAAUUAAUAGAUGGCUUAAUUAUAUAUCAGUAUGUGGUCUGUAUGAUAUUAUUCAAAUGUAAUGACAUAUGAGAGAUUGAGUUGGUGGCUUAACUCAACUUUCUGUUGUAUUUUUGAACUUUUAUUAUUGGAAUGCAGUGAGCGCUUACCAAGUCACAUUACUUUACCGGAUGAAUAUGGUAAGAACUAAAAAUCUUACUCGGUAAGUGAGAACGAGGGUUCUUAUCAU